AUGGUGAUGUCGUUCAAGCCAUCGGCAACGCUCCGGCGUCGAAGACCCGAGGGCGUCAAAGUAAAGGACAAACGCGUCAGCUGCAUCAUUCCCAGAACUCUCAGCGCAAGGACGGAGCGCAAAGACUGCGCUGCUAUCGCGUUUCACAAGCGUUGCAACAGCUGUGGCAAGGUUGGUCACUACGCCACAGUUUGUCGAGCGUCGAAGACACCGACGAAAGUACAGGAGCUUUCUACAGAGGAGGAUGAAGUUCUAAAUGUCGUGGUACCUUCAAAGGAAGGGCAAGGUCUCUUCAUCGAAGCGCGUCUUGAAACUGUACCGGUAAAGUUCUUAAUUGAUACGGGAUCGUCAGUAUCCAUUCUGCAAGAAGAUCUCUUCAGGAGACGUUUCGCUCAUCGUUUCACUCUGGUUCCACCACGUACUGCUUUAGUGGAUUACUCAAGACGGAAGAUUGAUGUAACGGGGAGCUUCGAGGCUGCCGUCACUUACGAAAACAAGCACCAUGCUGUUCGCUUUUUUGUAGUUUCCAGAGGAACAACGUUAUUGGGACUUGACGCCAUCCAAGGACUCUGCAUACAUAUUGAAGGUGGAACACUCAGCUGCUAUGAAACGUCCUUCGCUUCAUCAAUGCUACCAGACUCACUUGCGCAGGACUUCUCAAAGCUAUUUUCAACAGAGCUGGGUUUGGCUAACGGAUUUACCCACAAGGUGAAAGUUCGUCAAGAUGCCCCACCCGUAAUUGCUAAACUACGUCGACUUACAUUAGCAGUUCGCGACGCUGUUACGGAAGAGCUGCGUCGCCUUGAAAAGGAAGACAUAAUAGAACGGGUUGAGGCGUCUGAAUGGGUUUCCCCCAUUGUAGUAAUUCCAAAAAAGGAUGGAAAGAUUCGCCUUUGUGUGGACCUUCGUGAGGUGAACAAAGCCAUCAUACCAGACCUGUUCCCUCUUCCACAUACAGAAGAGCUGCUGAAUGCGCUAGCAGGAGCUCAGUACUUCUCUCGAAUCGAUUUAAGGUCAGCGUACCAUCAAGUCCUUCUGCAUCCUGAAAGUAGCAGCUUGACCACAUUUAUUACCCAUGAUGGACUCUACAGAUUCAAACGGGUCUGCUUCGGACUUUCAUCUGCGCCCGCCAUGUUUCAAAGAAUGAUGUCUUUGAUACUCAAGGAUUGCUCCGGAGUAUCAUGUUACAUCGACGACAUCAUUGUGUUUGGGAGACACAAAGCUGAACAUCAAGAAAAUCUUUGA
Molecule: messenger RNA, 1245 nt
Organism: Ornithodoros turicata
Lineage: Eukaryota; Metazoa; Arthropoda; Arachnida; Ixodida; Argasidae
Exons: 2
Coding region: 1-1245 (414 amino acids)
Biological process (GO): proteolysis
Molecular function (GO): nucleic acid binding; aspartic-type endopeptidase activity; zinc ion binding
Source: RefSeq, a predicted model, not a curated record